Apiotrichum porosum is the source of this 819-nucleotide messenger RNA. RefSeq names its product N-terminal acetyltransferase (gene NAT1). The transcript is spliced from 2 exons. Bases 1 to 819 code for a protein of 272 amino acids. Gene Ontology annotation, molecular function: acetyltransferase activity. NCBI's taxonomy places the organism in Eukaryota, Fungi, Basidiomycota, Tremellomycetes, Trichosporonales, Trichosporonaceae. The record is from RefSeq and is a predicted model, not a curated record.
AUGGUCGCCUCCCCCUCUCUCUCCGAGCGCUACCUCAAGCGCCUGGGCGCGACGGCGCCUACCACCCGCGACUUGGCGUCACUCACAACCUUGCUCGAAGCCCACCUGCGCGCCAUCCCCUUUGACACCAUCACGCCCUUCAUCGGCCAAGCGGUGUCUCUCGACCCAGACGCCACCUUGUCAUUCGCGGCCCUUGGUGAGCUGGGCUUCAACGUCGAAUACGUCCUGGCACGCGUCUACAUCUCGCCGGGGAUCACCCGGCCCAUGGCCAAGACCCACACAGCCGUUGUGGUGAGCCUACCUGAGGGCAAGUUCCUCUUCGACCCGGGAUUCGGUGGAUACACACCGACCAUGCCGGUUCAGCUCGGGGUCGGGGACGAUGCGCAAGAGGGCAAGUGGGGAACCUUCCGUGCAGUCUCGGCUGCCAACUCGAUCGUUACAUCCGAUCGCCGCGGCGACGACGUGCACACUGUCAUGGAAACGCUUGUCAAUGGAACGUGGAUGGCCAUGUAUGGUCUCACCAAAGGACCCGUUGUCGAGGCGGAUAUCGAGGCCUUCAACUGGUACGUCUCGACCAGCCCCGACAGCCACUUUACCAAACGUCUUAUGCUCUCUCGAUUUGCCGGGGUGGAGAAGGUGACGGGUAUCGACGCCUCGAUGAAGCACCGAACGGCUAGUGGAGUGACAGACUAUUCAAUGGACACGUUGGAGCAAGUCGGCAAGGUUCUCCGAGUCGACAUGCAGCUGGGAGCCGAUGACGCGCUGGUACAAAAGGUGUACAACCGUCUGUUGCAAGUUGGCGCUAUCAAGCCCGAGUAG